CGAAAUUAUGUACACGAGUUUUGUCUUCAAAUCGAUUCCGUAAACUUGUUCAUCUGACGUCGGAUCGGACUCUACAACAAUGUCUGCCGACGUCCAGCGGCGGAUGUACACACCGGCUUGCUCGGAGCGGCAAGGCCCGCUUGUGGCUCCAGAGCCUUUCGGGAAUGUCAUCGGAUCUCGACCCGAUCACAACGUUAUGGUUCAGGAAAUCUUCGAAGAACUCAGCUAUGACUCCAAAGGCAACCGCCUUACCGCUCCCCCUACCGACAAACACUCCAUCAAGAUGGCCGAACGAGCUAUUGCACUCUUGUGCUCGUCUGAUAAAGAUGUGAAAUACUUCAAGGCCGUUCGAACUCUGGUGACCAUUCUUGCGGCACGUUAUGAGCAGACCGAAGACCCGGAGGACCUCAACAAAGCCAUUAGCACCGCUGAGAAACAUGCCUUUCGUGGCCGAAUUCUGAAGUCCGACGACUUCGACACCAUGUGGUCUGUGCAUGAGAUGGCAGCUGAGCUCUAUGCAUGGCGAUUUCACCUGAAAGGGAAUCUGGACGACAUCAACUUUGCAAUCUCACAUAUGCACGCUGCGGAGCAAUUGAUGAAGAACCGCUGGGCCUUUGCACCGGACGACGCUUAUGCUUUGAUGCUCUACAAUUUUGGAGUAACACUCUACGAAAAGUAUUGUGCGACUGGCGGUCGGCAGGAUUUGAACAGAGCCAUAGGGAAGACGAUGCGCGCAGUCGAAUGCGCCGGAGUAUCCAAUCCCGACCGAGCGUCUUUUCUUGCCAGCUUGGGCAGGAUGCUGCAUGAGCGGUUCGACGGGAGCGGGGCUCUCGCCGAUUUAGAAUCAGCCAUUGCGAAAACUCAAGAGGCUAUUAACCUGUUUGUUGGAAUGCCUGGUCAGGACGACGAGGGACUGCAUUCGUGUUUAAUGGAGCUAGCUAACAUGCAAAGGCAAAGACGAAUCAUUCGGAGCGCUCGAGACAAAGCAACGCGGAGCGAACAGCGACCGUCAGAAUUUGUUCCUACACUUUCAAGUCGGAGUGUAUGUGCGAGAGUGGCUCCGGAUCUACCAGUCUCGGAGGACAUCGAGGCUGCUAAAGUCACCGUCCCUGUGGCCAAACCAGAGAAGACUUUCAGCCUCUCGUUGAUCCCUUCAAGCUCGCCCGGAUCGAAAGAAUCCUUCAAAGCCUCAAAACAUGUCGUUAUACGAGCCCUUCCUCCUUCAGGAGGCCGAUCAAACGCAGUGGAUUAUAGAUCGCUACGCCAACCCGGCAAGAUAAUCCUCCAACCCUCCAUCAUGUUCGGACUCUGUGGAGCCUCGAGUACGGUCCUUCCAUACACCGUAACCAAUGGAUCUGAGACGUCCCGGCAUAGCGAGCCCACCGAAUAUCUGGCCUUGCCAUGGGUGGAAUAUCCCGCCCCGCAACACACUCUAAUGCUCUGUGGGACCGAGGAAGACCAGGAGCCCGAUUUAUGCGAUUCGACAACACUCGGUUCGGACUCAGACUCGUCAGGAUAUGAUUCCAACGGCGAGAAACAGCUAAGCCAGAGGCCAUGCCAUUUCAGCGCAAUGCUCCAGGGCCUUAACCCGUCUAGAAUGUGCAGCCAAGGGCUCAGGGAGCGGCCGGCGGAUCACGGAGCUCCCACGUCGGGCUCUGGCACCGGGACAGUAGCUUCCAGCACCUCGCCAUCUUCGCGCAAUAGCCCUUCGUCCGCUGGGAAACGACUGUUUCGGACAUCCGAGCGACCUAAAGGGGGUGAAGAUUCUGACGAUGAAGACGAAGAUGAUAUUCCAAGAAAGCGAGCAAAAUCAGCGUCCGAGCACGCCUCCAACAAGAAGUCGCGUAGGCUGAAAUGUCCGUAUUAUCAAAGGCGGCCCGAAGGCCAUUCUGACGCAGCCUGUCGAGGAAGAGGGUUUGAUGGGAUGGCAAAGCUGAAAGAUCAUCUGAAACGGAAACACCUCCAGCCGAUCAAGUGCAUGCGCUGCUGGCUGGAGAUGCCAUCCGUAGAGGCCCGAAACCAACAUUUACAGCAAGAUCCCAUUUGUGGGAAGUUGCCCGAACCAUUCGAUGAACGCAUAUGCGCAUCUAAGUUGCGGUCAUUGAACUUCAACAGUGGGAGCUUUGGACGAGCCAGGAGCGUGGAGGAGAAGUGGAGACUGCUCUAUCAGGAGCUGUUCCCGGACGAGCUAACGGUGCCCUCGCCUUACACGGAUGAACUGCCUGGCAUGAACACAUACACGAAACGCAGAUUCCUUGAUAUCUUCAAGGAGGAGGCAUCGAAGGAAAUAGAUCCAGCGCUCCAACACCUUAUAGCCAAACUUGACGGCAUCAUGCUGCGUACGGAGGACCGCCUCCAUCACGAAUUCGAAUCUGCAUCCCAGUCGGACAGCUCAGACACCCCUCCUCUACAAGCAAAGAGCUUGGUACCAGGCACACCAGAUAUUGGACAGCUGGAUGCUUCUAGGACCGGCAGUUUCAUCUUCGAUACGCAACCCUCUGAGACUGACUUAGCCCUCCAAUCCACGUGGGAUCCGCUCCUGGGAAUUGGAGCUACAAUCAUCGAUUCGGACCAUCUUUCGUACCCUGUCCCCUCCAAGAAGCCGAUCCGUCCGCCACACACACCGCUCCUCGUUCACGACAUGUCCUCAGCCUUUGACAACAUUACCGAGAUGCAACACCUCGGCUACGAUCUCGACUCAGUCGAGGGCUUCGGACUGGAUUCAUCGCUGUGGGCUUUUCCUUACGGCUGA
Molecule: messenger RNA, 2752 nt
Organism: Trematosphaeria pertusa
Lineage: Eukaryota; Fungi; Ascomycota; Dothideomycetes; Pleosporales; Trematosphaeriaceae
Exons: 4
Coding region: 80-2752 (890 amino acids)
Molecular function (GO): protein binding
Source: RefSeq, a predicted model, not a curated record